AUGGCCGACAUCGAAAGCACCGCCGACGGUGGCGCCCAGAUCCGCGCGGCAGCAACUAAAGACAUCGUGGAGAAGCAGGAGGCUCUCGUCCACGUCCCGAGCGCCGAGAAGCCAGACGCCAGCGACUUCCCCACCGCCGAGGAGCUCAACUCGCUGCGCCGCGUCGCGGACAAGAUCCCCUGGAGCGUCCUGACCAUCGCCUUCGUGGAACUGUGUGAGCGCUUCUCGUACUACGGCACAACGGCCGUGUUCACCAACUUCAUCCAGUGGCCCCUGCCGGAGGGCUCUGCCACCGGAGCAAACUAUGGCACCGGCCAGGCUGGAGCAAUGGGCUUUGGGCAGCGAGCGUCGACGGGCCUGACUACGUUCAAUGCCUUUUGGCAGUACACAAUGCCUCUCUUCGGCGCGUAUGUCGCAGACUCUUACCUCGGACGCUACCGCACAAUCUUCUGGGCACUGCUCGUUGGAAUCAUCGGCCACGUGAUCCUGAUUGUCUCUGCUCUGCCCCCAGUCAUCAAGAAUCCUCCGGGUGCGAUGGCUGCUUUCAUCCUGGGCAUCAUCACUAUGGGCGUGGGGACGGGGGGUUUCAAGCCCAACGUCAACCCUCUCAUCGUUGAGCAGCUGCCAGCCCAUUCCAUGAGAGUUGUCACGCUCAAGUCGGGUGAGCGCGUCAUCAUCGACCCGGCCGUCACAGCCUCACGGGUUUAUCACUACUUUUACAUGUUCAUCAACAUUGGUGCCUUGAUAGGCCAGAUCGGUAUGGUAUACUGUGAAUACUAUGUCGGCUUCUACAUGUCCUUCUUGUUGCCAACGAUCAUGCUGUGCUUUUGCCCAUUAGUCAUGCUCUGGGGUCGGAGGCGGUAUCGACGAGUUCCCCCGGAGGGAUCUGUGCUCGGGAAAGCCUUCAAGGUGUUUGUGUACGCGAACAAGGGCCGCUGGUCGCUGAACCCGAGGAAGACCUACCGCAACCUACACGACGGCACGUUCUGGUCUAAGGUCAAGCCCUCCAACAUCGCGCCUGCCGACCGACCGAAGUGGAUGACAUUUGACGAUGCCUGGGUUGACGAGGUACGGCGUGGCUUCAACGCGUGCGCCGUGUUCCUUUGGUACCCCCUAUUCUGGAUCUGUUACAACCAGAUCAACAACAACCUCAUCUCGCAAGCCGCGACAAUGAGGCUCGGCGGCGUCCCCAACGACGUCCUGACGAACCUCAACCCCUUCUCGCUCAUCAUCAUGAUCCCGCUCCUCGACCUCUUCGGGUACCCCCUCCUGCGGAGGCUCAAGAUCAAGGUGUCGCCCAUCAAGAAGAUCACCGUGGGCUACUUUGCAGGCGCGUGCGCCAUGAUCUGGGCCGCCGUCAUCCAGGCGUACAUCUACCGCCGGAGCGACUGCGGCAACUACGCCGGGCAGAACCUCCCCGGGACCGAGGACCGCUGCCCCAACGUCGACAUCACCGUCUGGGCGCAGUCCGGGUCGUACAUCCUGAUCGCGUUCUCCGAGAUCAUGGCCUCCAUCACGAGCCUGGAGUACGCCCACUCCAAGGCCCCGGCAAACAUGCGCAGUAUGGUGCAGUCGGUGGCGCUGUUCAUGAACGCCGUGUCUUCGGCCAUUGGAUUCGCCCUGGUCUCUCUUGCUGAGGAUCCCCUCCUGGUUUGGAAUUACACGACCGUUGCUAUACUGGCUGCUAUCGGCGGCUCACUCUUCUACAUCCAGUUCCGCAAGCUCGACCAGGAGGAAGACCAGCUCAAUAUGCUACCGAGAGGCAAGCUUAAUGCUGAAGAUGCAGGCGAUCAGGUGGCUUUGCGGUCAGAGACUGGCGGGGAUAAGGAGACAUCUUGA
Molecule: messenger RNA, 1839 nt
Organism: Diaporthe citri
Lineage: Eukaryota; Fungi; Ascomycota; Sordariomycetes; Diaporthales; Diaporthaceae
Exons: 3
Coding region: 1-1839 (612 amino acids)
Biological process (GO): transmembrane transport; oligopeptide transport
Cellular component (GO): membrane
Molecular function (GO): dipeptide transmembrane transporter activity
Source: RefSeq, a predicted model, not a curated record